AUGGCUGCUCUACUGGGUCAGAGGAAGCGACCUAGUCUAACCUUGGAGAUGAAGCAGUUAGAGGAGUUGUGGCAGAUGGAGAGGUCUUGCUCUAUUUGGAAACGUCAGGCAGGGCUGGCUUCAGGAUCUUGGUUUGUUUUUGAUGUGAACAAAAACCUUCAUUAUGAUCUCUCCAUAGGUGCAGACUUACCACGGCCCCAGGCUUAUGUCAUCAAUGGCCAACCCGGAGCUUUUUUUAAUUGUUCUAAUGACGAAACAACAUUUCGGAUGAGUGUUGAUUAUGGCAAAACCUAUCUUCUCCGCAUAAUCAACGCAGCUGUGAACUCUGAAUUUUUCUUUGCAAUUGCUGAACACAAUGUCACGGUUGUUGGAAUGGAUGGGAACUACCUCAAGCCCAUAUCCACAGCAAAUGUGGCGAUAUCCCCAGGGCAAACCAUGAAUGUCCUACUCACGGAAAAUCAGCCCCUUGGUCACUACUACAUGGCUGCUAGACAAUUUGUUUCUGCAGGUUAUUCUGACAUUGAAAAUGUUACCACGGCAGUUAUAGAAUACAGAGGCAACUAUACUGCCCCGUCUACCCCUAUCUUCCCAUCCAACCUUCCUUUGCACAGAGACAUUGAGGCAGGAAAUGGAUUCUUGUCUCGCUUAAGGAGCUUAGCCAACAAAGAACACCCUAUAUCUGUGCCACAAAACAUAAGUCACCCUAUGUUUGUGGUUGUUUCUGAGAAAGAGAUCGUUUGCCCAAAUAGUUCAUGUGCGUCAAUGCAUGGGAAUAGGAUUAGUUCAGCCACGAACAACAUAACCUUUCAGAACCCAACUACAGAUAUACUGCUUGCUUACUACCGGAACAUAAGUGGGAUUUAUGAAACUGAUUUUCCUGAUUAUCCGAAGUGGUUUUAUAACUUUACAAGUGAUGAUUUGCCAAAUAACACUGUGAUACCAACCAUAGGAACCAAGGUGAGGAUGUUUAAUUUUAACGAAACAGUGGAGAUAGUGUUUCAAGGGACCUGUUAA
Messenger RNA from Camellia sinensis, 1014 nucleotides. Lineage: Eukaryota; Viridiplantae; Streptophyta; Magnoliopsida; Ericales; Theaceae. The record is from RefSeq and is a predicted model, not a curated record.